Molecule: messenger RNA, 2553 nt
Organism: Ictalurus punctatus (channel catfish)
Lineage: Eukaryota; Metazoa; Chordata; Actinopteri; Siluriformes; Ictaluridae
Gene: os9
Product: OS9 endoplasmic reticulum lectin
Exons: 15
Coding region: 40-2136 (698 amino acids)
Biological process (GO): retrograde protein transport, ER to cytosol; endoplasmic reticulum unfolded protein response
Cellular component (GO): endoplasmic reticulum lumen
Source: RefSeq, a predicted model, not a curated record
CUAUAGCGGCUGGUUUGCGAUGCGUGAGAAGUACACAAUAUGGCGGCUUCCUUGGUCCGGUUUUUGAGAGGGUUGUAUGUUUUAUUUUUAAUAUGUGUUCUUUCUGCCGCGGCCUUUUUGAAUUUGGAGGAGUUAAAUGAAAUGAAAUAUGGGAUUCAGAUUCUUCCGGACCCCGUGAUCAGAGGGCAGAUGGAAGAUGUGAUGUUGGUGUCUAAUAAAUAUAAGCAGCUGUACGAGUGCCGGUUGCCUCCGCAGGCAAUGAGGUUCCACCAGGAUCCGGUUCCUGAGUCGGACCCUCAGGGUUACAGUGGCCCGGCCAUCCCCGAGCUCCUCAAGCCCAUGCACACUGCUCCCUGCCUCACCAAGACUAAAGACUGGUGGACGUAUGAGUUCUGCUAUGGACAGCACAUCAGACAGUAUCACCUAGAAGAUUCAGAGAUUAAAGGUGAUGUGCUGUAUCUGGGUUUUUUUGAGUCUGAGUUUGACUGGACCAAUGAAACUGCUAAGGCUACUAAACAGCACAAGCUGAAGCGGUAUCACAGUCAGUCAUACGUCAACGGCUCCAAGUGCGACCUGAACGGAAGCCCACGAGAGUCUGAAGUCAGGUUUGUGUGUGAAGAGGGUUCGAGUGAUUAUAUCUCCCGUGUGGACGAGCCUCAGUCGUGUCACUACGUCCUGACGGUUCACACGUCCCGCACGUGUCAGCACCCGCUGCUGCACCCCCCCUCCUCCGCCAAGCCGCAGGGCAUCGUGUGUCAGCCUGCACUCAGCGCUCAGCAGUACAUGGACUACGUUAAAGCACAAGUCUCUGACACGAAGCGGAAAGUGGAGCAGAUCUCAGAAGAGCUCAGGACGCUUGAUCAGAUUCUGUCCAAAGAUGAAAGUGCAGAGGAAACAGGAAGUGAUGUAAUGGAUGAGGAGUCUGUACCGCCCACUGAUACGUCUGCUGUAGAGUCUGAGGUCGAAGACGCAGUAGAUGAGGAGGAGGAGGAGUCAGAGAACGAGGAGGUGGUGGAUAAAGAUUUCUGGGACGGAGUCACCAAACCACAGGGGACAGAAACGCAAACACCUGAGCUACAGGAUUCUGACGGAGCUCCGGAGAACGAACCCGACGAUAAUGACAUAUUUGGAGAAGGGAAGUUUAACUUUAAGAUCAUGACGGAUCCUGUAGACCUGAUGAAGUUCGUGCAGCACCUCAGAGACAGUAACAGAAAGAACAAAAAAGCUCAGGUGAGAAACGGGAGAAGCCAGGCUUCCUCACAGGAGGAGGAGGAGGAGGAGGAGGAGGAGGAGCAGGGGGAGGGGAGGAAGAAAAAGGAAGAGGAGGAGGAGGGAGAUGAAGAUGAACAGCUGCUGAAGGAGUUUGAAGAGGAGAUGGCUGACCUCUCGGUUCCUGCAUCCAAAAUCGUCCAGAUUAAAGAGGAGAUGCAGAAAGAGUUUGACAACAUCAUAGAGGAGGCGCAGCAGGAGUUGGAGAACGAGGGUCUGAAAGGAGAGUUUGAUCGCUCUCAGGCCACUCAGACUUUAGAGAACACUCUGGGUAAACUGCUGGAUCGUCUGGAGGAUAAAACCGAACAGGACGCUGAAUCACACACAGACACAAACACUGACACACACAUGCACAAAAACACACACGGUCCAUCCGAGAGGGAGACAGGAGGUGCCAGAGGUGACCCCAGCCUCGUCCCCAAGACUCCAGAGCAUGAGCUCGGUGGAGAUGAGCAGGUAAAGAUAAGGGUGACUAAGUAUAAGGUGGGUGGAGACGAUGCGGCUGGUGGAGGUGAGGGGGGUGUGAGGGUGCGGGAGCUGGGCGAGAGCGACCCCCAGUGGCAGCACAUUCACCACCUGGUCAAAGAGCAGCUCGAGAGAGCCGGCAUCAAGGCCGAAGGAAAGAUAGAGGUGAAGAUUUUGACCCGUAAAUCAGCGGAGGAGGCGGGAGACCAGUGGCUGAGUGAAGAAGAUACCAAAUCGUUUAGAGAACUCCUCAUCAACCUGCUGACGGGAGGAACAGAGGAAGUAUAUAAAGAGCAGAAGCGACAGCAGGAGCUGGAGAACAAUUACAGGUUUGUUUGGGGAGAGAAACAGGACGAGAGUCAGUCGGCGGGAACUGGAGAAUCAGACGAACUCGAUUUCUGAUUUCUGACAGAAGUGUAUGUGUGUGUGGAACAAACACAAAUGCAGAGAUCGGACUGUUGGGCAGCCGUACAGCCAUCACUCGGACUGCAGUGAGAAUUUCUGUAAAGCAUCAGUGAACAAUAAACACACACACACACAUUCUCUCUCUCUCUCUCUCUCUCUCUCUCUCUCUCUCUCUCUACUUUCAUUCAUUUCAGUUCAACUCCAGGUGACACACCAGACUCUAAUCAUUCAGCAUUAUGUUUUUUUCUUCUUUUUUUAAGGGAAGAAAAAUCACAACCUUUUGAUGAAUGCUGUUAUUUUUCCUGCUGUUAUUACUGCACUUUAAAUAAUAAAAAUGCAGCAUUUGGAAUGUUGACCUUGGAGACGCCGAACGGGACCUGGAUAAGAUAAUAAAAAAAUAAUAAAAAUGAAAAA